AUGUUGUCGUUCCGUGCCGGAUGUGCGGCAGUUCUACUGUUCGCUUGGACGCAAAGUCUGGCUUCCGCGUCAUUGGAAGCCGAUGGAAAUAAGACUAUCGAAUUUAUCAAACAGUUUGCCACUACCUUAAAAACGCAGUGGAUGGAAAAAAUACCUUCGAUUGAAAAUUCGUUUAACACUUCGUGCACGGACGUAUUCUCGGCACUGAUAUCGGGACUCCAAUUCAGAGACAUAUGGGCGAAGUGGAUGGAAAAAAUACCUUCGAUUGUAAAUUCGUCUGACACUUCGUGCACGGACGAGUUCUCGGCACUGAUAUCGGGACUCCAAUCCAGAGACACAUGGGCGAUGAAAAUGUUGGAUGCCACGUCGAAAAUUCAGUCAGGAAUCAUGACGGGAAACGUCCGGGAACUCGGGAUGUACGAUGAGUGCUUUGAAGCCAGCGGCAAGCACGACAAUGUCACUGUUCAGGGAAAGUUCUGUUCGUUGAUAAUUCGGCCACGUUCCCAUGUAACUGAAGCGAUGAAAGGUGACUUACAGUUGGGUAUGACCUCAUCAGUUUGUGUCCCGUCUUCAUGCAAUGAGCUGCAAAUUGAAGAACUUGUAAGUUUGGUUUCCGAAAACCUCAUUUUCGAAGUUGAAAUUGAUGGGGUGAGAUGCGUAGAAUCAACAUCCGAAGAUUUUACAACCGGAGAGAUUCUGCUGAUACAGAUUAAAAUUUUUUCCAGAACUUUAUUCGCCGCAAUUGUCCAGUUCAUGAUCUUUUCCACCAUCUGCGACUUCUUGAGACGACGAGGUCUUGCGACCUCGUCUACUCUGAUUGAAACUUUGUCGAAGUUUUCACUGUACACCAACGCGCUCGCUGUACUUAGUACCGAAGUAAAGCCCCAGAUGAUGCCCAGCAUUCAGGGUAUACGAGUUUUGGCCACGUGUUGGAUCCUGCUGGGUCAUCGUUAUGCUGCCACAUUAUUCAAUCCGACAGUAAACGUCACAGACAUAUUUGCAUGGAUGGAUUCAUGGCCCUCUACGUACAUUCAAGUGGCGGUUUUUGCCGUCGACACUUUCUUCGUGAUUGGUGGAUUUGUAUUGGCUUACACAUUUUUGAACUCCAUGAAAUCGGGAAAGAAAUUCAAUCUGCCUAUGAUGUAUCUUCACCGUUAUCUCAGAUUAACGCCAAGUUUACUGGCGAUCGUAUUGUUCACCGCAGUUUUACUACAUCGUGUGGCAAACGGUCCGAUGUGGGACAUGAUGUACACCCUGAUUAUAACUCCUUGUCGACAGAGUUGGUGGUAUAAUAUAUUCUACAUCCAGAACUUAGCAGACAAGGAACAUAUCUGCUUGCUACAUUCUUGGUACCUGGCGGUUGAUAUGCAACUCUUUUGGAUAUCCCCAGUCAUUUUGUAUCCAUUGUAUCGCUGGCCGAAAGUUGGGCUGGGAAUAUUGGGCAGCCUUCUCGUCAUCUCAAUAGUUACGCCAGCUGUGGUUCUAGGUGUCAAUCGUUAUUCCAACGAAGUUUUUCAGUUCAACGAAAGUAUAAUAUCGAUGGAGCACUUCUACAACUACUACAUUCAGACUUAUAAUCGAGCCUGCGCCUACUUCGUAGGAAUACUCUUGGGUUACGAUGUGGUGACUAAAAAGCGGCAGCUCACUAAGGUUAACGUAUCGAUCUGUUGGGCCAUCAGCUGUAUUUUUAUACUAGUUUGUGGGUGCGCUACUCAUUUCACUUACAAUUCCAAUUUUCCGUACAAUUUGACACGGGAAGUUGUGUUUGCUUUUAUCAUGCGUCCUUUCUGGUCCAUUGCCAUGGCUUGGUUAGUUUAUGCAUGCACACAGGGAUACGGUGGUCCUGUUUCCCAUUUCUUAUCAUGGCCGAUUUUCCUGCCGUUGAGUAGGUUAUCGUAUAACAUGUACUUGGUGUCUUUCGUUAUUCAAAUGGUGAAAGUUUUUUCCACACGGGUACCUAGUAUCUUUACGGACAUCAGGGUGAUCAACGAGUCUUUCAGUGAUAUAGCGCUAUCAGUCGUAUUUGCUUUCAUCGUCAGCAUAUUCAUUGAAUCUCCAGUCAUUGUGUUGGAAAAAAUGCUGACGAAAAAGAGUCAGAAGUUAGAAAAAGCCACAACUCUCACGGAAAUACCUGAGAAUAACGGAAAGGCGAAGGAGGAUGUGAUCCAAACGACGGCGGGAUCUCAAUGCUGA
Molecule: messenger RNA, 2193 nt
Organism: Diprion similis
Lineage: Eukaryota; Metazoa; Arthropoda; Insecta; Hymenoptera; Diprionidae
Product: nose resistant to fluoxetine protein 6-like
Exons: 10
Coding region: 1-2193 (730 amino acids)
Molecular function (GO): acyltransferase activity, transferring groups other than amino-acyl groups
Source: RefSeq, a predicted model, not a curated record